AUUUCGCCGGUUAAGCCGGCUUCCAUCAUCCCCUUCAGGGGUCUAAGUGGUUGCCCAGUAGCCAACCCAGUAUUGGGAAGGCGGGGAGUUUGGUAGAUAAAGGGGGAACGCUGCUACGGCGGAUAAGUCUAGUAAUACCGGGAAGCAAGGGCCUGUUGUGAAGAAGAGUACUGUUGCUGCAGUGGCGGCUGCUUCAUCAGAGGCUAUGUCCGAGGAUUUAAAGCUUUCUAGAAGCAGUUGGUUGUCGAAGCUGUUAAAUGUCUGUUCCGAUAAUGCUAAGGCUACUUUUACUGCUUUGAGCGUUAGCAUUCUGUUCAGAUCAUCUUUAGCUGAGCCAAGAUCAAUUCCCUCGACUUCUAUGUACCCCACUCUUGAUGUAGGUGACCGCAUUCUUGCUGAGAAGGCCAGUGGAAGCAAGAUCGAUGAAAAGUCUGCCGUAGCUGAGGGGGAAAUGGAAGAUAUCUUAGGGUGCAAGCAGCCUCCUCCUAUGUCUAGAAAGGACUCUGUUGGGGACUUGCUGCUAAAUCUUCCAAGGAUAGCAUCUCUGCCUCAGUUCUUAUUCAACAUCUCAGAAGAUGUUGACAAUCAAGCUCGGUAGCAUGCGUCCUUCGGGUCUACCAGUGAAGUUCCUCGCCCAGAAACCUGUACAUAUACAUACGUUAGGGUCUUUUGCUGCAAUUUGCAUACCGUGGUGGAUUCGGAGAUUCUCAUUGAUGAAGAAUCCUAAAUGUUUUUCUUUUUGUGUUA
Messenger RNA from Coffea eugenioides, 747 nucleotides. RefSeq names its product thylakoidal processing peptidase 1, chloroplastic-like. The transcript is spliced from 2 exons. Gene Ontology annotation, biological process: thylakoid membrane organization. The record is from RefSeq and is a predicted model, not a curated record. The coding region runs from base 206 to 598 and encodes 130 amino acids. NCBI's taxonomy places the organism in Eukaryota, Viridiplantae, Streptophyta, Magnoliopsida, Gentianales, Rubiaceae. Gene Ontology annotation, cellular component: chloroplast thylakoid membrane. Gene Ontology annotation, molecular function: serine-type endopeptidase activity.